Exophiala bonariae is the source of this 2547-nucleotide messenger RNA. RefSeq lists its product as uncharacterized. Gene Ontology annotation, molecular function: serine-type peptidase activity. Gene Ontology annotation, biological process: proteolysis. Lineage: Eukaryota; Fungi; Ascomycota; Eurotiomycetes; Chaetothyriales; Herpotrichiellaceae. The record is from RefSeq and is a predicted model, not a curated record. Bases 1 to 2547 code for a protein of 848 amino acids. The transcript has 4 exons.
AUGCUUGUUAUGGACAUCGGAAAAAUCGGCCCAGAUGGCACAUAUCCGGCAGUCGAUACGACUAUCCAGUACAAAAAAACGGUUACUCCCCUACAGAGUGGGAAGACCGCAGUGAUCUCGAGGAAGCUUGAAUACUCAUCUGAGAAAAACUUGGUACUUACUGCCAAGAUCACCUAUCCAAGCCAGUGGUUCACAUUGAUCGACACGAAGAUCGAUGACAACGGCCACAUUGUGUACACUUUCACAACCCAGGCAGGGAAGAAAACGCCUGAGGGUCGCGUCGUGUUGCUGUCACUUUUCUCUGAAGCUGAAGAAACGAAUUUGAGUGAGGAGGAACUCGAGGCAGAGAUCGCCUACCAGUGUCUCAGAUCGGUGCCUCUUUAUAAACAACCGGCACUUGAACUUCUGGACAGCUUGAAGGGGUUUCUUCAGGUUCACAGUACUCUCGACUACCUGGUAUCUCCACCACCAGGAUAUUUGCACGCUGGGUUUGAUCUCAUCAAGAGUAUUGAUUCAAUUUACUCCCAGGUUGAGAACAAUGAGUAUACGAACGAAUACGACCUCCAGAUUGAUUUGUCGCUCUUAUCGCACAUGGUCAAAGAUGAUCAUUUCUCCAUCGAUGGAGAUCUGCUUUCCAUUUUCAGUUUUGUACGACCAACCGGGUCCUUGAUAUCUCUUUCAGAGGAUGGAAUCGAGUUUCCUUCGGUUUACCUUUUUGAUGAUAGAUAUGAAGUCGAUGAAUCUAGUGUUCCUCGCCUCAGGAGCACUGCGAAUUACUCUGCCAUUCUCUACAUCAAUUCAAUUGACGUUCACAAGUUUCUUGAGCUCGAUUCAUUGACUACCACUUCUCAAGACCCCGAUGCCUUGUACAACUGCGAGUUUCAACCAUCCUACGAUAUAUUCCAAUAUCCAGCAUUGUACCCGGGCUCUGGGACUAAUAUCGCAUUUGCGAAUAAAACAGCGGUUCACUAUCCAACGACGGUCAUUAUCAAUAAGGACCUGACUAACGUAACUAGUGGGGCCGAUAUCUACGAACAAUUCUUGGUUGGAUCUACUGACUCUUCGGAGGAAUCGUCAUCGUCACGGGCCUUUUCAAAAUUACGAAAACGCUCAGAGGUUGCUACGAAUCCUACGCCAGAUGUUUACGACGAGUCUGGAGAUGUCCAAGGUUUCUGGGAUGGUGAUAUUGAAGGUGAUGUUGCGGUUUUGCAUCUUCUAGGAUUUGGACCAGACACAGACGACACGGAAGCAUUAUUCCAGGAGGCUGUGAAGGAGGUACUGCUGCAAUCAACACAAGCUGGCAAGGACAAACUUAUAAUCGAUCUUCGGCAUAACGGCGGCGGUACGGUUUUCUUAGCCCUUGAUACUUUGGUGCAACUGUUUCCAGACACGAACCCGGACACCCGUUCAAACAUGCGUGCGUCGGCAGUCAUGUAUGCGUUCAUGAAGAACUCGAGUGACCUUGUCACCAUAGACCAGCAGGCCAAUCGCAGCACAGGCCUAGACGAAGUUGAAGUUGAGUCUGAAUAUUGGAAUUCGCCCUUUGCAUGGCAGACGGCUUGGACACCUUCUGGUAAACCAUUCAAAGAUUUCGAGGACUUCUAUGGCCCCUACGAAUCUGGCCCGGGCAAAUUUGUGUCAUAUCUGCAGGAGAACUACACCAACAAUGAUCGAACAAUUCUCGAUCCAUCAGCAUUUGACAUCACCAAUGCCAAUCCAAAUGCCAAGCGCCCAUUUGCUGCCGAGAACGUGGUGAUUUUGACAGAUGGGACUUGUGCAUCAUCAUGCUCGAUUCUUUCCGAAAACCUCAAGAAUAAAUUCGGAAUCAUGAGUAUUGCCUUGGGAGGUCGACCGCAGAAAGGACCCAUGCAGACCGUGGGUGGAGUGAAAGGCAGCCGAGUCUACGAUUCUAAUUUUCUCUCAUCAUUGCCUGAUACUUAUCAUGCCGAGGUAGCCAUGGACAAAUCAAUUGCAGAUCCCAUCUUUGAUUCUUGGACAGGGUCUGCGGUCAAUCGAUUCAAGUUCUCCGUCAAUGGCAUGAAUGCAUAUCGAAUGGGGGACGAGACUGAAACACCUAUUCAUUUUGUCUAUGAAGCGGCCGACUGCCGAAUAUGGUACACACCUGAAAUGGUGGAGGACCAGACAAUACUUUGGAAUCGGGUCGCAGAAAUUGCCUUCACCAAUCGUAAGGACAAUGUCAUGUCUUCAGAAUACUGUGUCGAAGACAGCACACAGCAUCCAACAAGCAUCAGUGGCGGGUUGAAGCAAGGUGAGAUCGGCCCUCAGGAGCCGCCGAAAGAGGCGUUUCCUAGAUACUCUGGCUGGAUCGUCGAUGGAGACACCAUAACGGACGAUUUCUUACCGAAGCAUGAUAAGUUCGGCCCAGGCACCCUUGAUGCAACCGGGGUCGUUCUAGAAUCUUCAGGUUCCACUUCAACCUCAGAAGGUGUCAUUGACCAAACGGGGUUGAAAGACUUUCGAGAUUUUUGUACGGACCAUAGCAAAGAUUCUUGGCUGGUGACUUUGAUGUGUACGGCUGUUGGAUAG